GAUACAUUACGCGGUAUAGUUGGAUGCAUGCGUUACAACGUGAUACUCUUUCUCCUGCUUGCGAGUUGCAAUGCUUUUCCGUUUGUCGCGCUUGUACCGUUCUCAGUAGCGAUAACGGGAGUAAUAUACAAGUAUCGUCUAAACUGUCUCCUAUAUGAAUGCUGUUCUUCAGCCGUUCACUUCAACAAAACAAGCUUGGAACGAUCGCUUUCGGAUGAAUUGCAUGGUCAGCAUAUCGCAGCUGAGCGUGUGUAUCAUCAUUUAGUCGAUCAUAUUUCUGGUGGUUUGCCACAAAAGCCUCUAGCAUUGUCAUUCCAUGGAUACACUGGUGUUGGGAAGAAUUUUGUUUCAAAUAUUAUCGCGAAUAAUGUUUUGAAAUUGGGAACAAGGAGUCGGUUUUACCAUUUCUAUGAUGCGACAAUACACUUCAAACAUGCCUCCCAUAUUCCGGAGUAUAAGGAACGCCUUUAUCGAGAUCUACAUACAGCUGUUUCCGAGUGCCCUACAUCAAUAUUUGUUUUUGAUGAAAUGCACAAUAUGCCUCAUGGAAUAUUGGAUAUAUUGUCACCUUUGCUAGAGGUCCGUGAAACAGUUGAAGGCGUUGAUUUUAGAAAGUCAAUAUUCAUCUUUUUGAGUAAUGCCGGUGGUAAUUAUAUCAAUAGGCGUACGUAUGAGCAUUUAGUUGGUGGAAAGAAGCGAGAAGAUCUGCGUUAUACAGAUGUCGAUCGCUUUUUAGCCAAAUCGGCAUUUAAUAAUGAAGUGGCUCUAGAGUAUUUUAAUGUUCAAUGCUUAGAUACUUUCAGUAGGAAGCUUGUUAACACUGAUCCAGUAAGGCUUAUUUACAUCUUCAAGGUAAUGAAUAAUACUUUAGAUAUCUAUACUAUCACAACUCAGAGCUGCAGUUACAGUCUAGUUGGUCCGUCAUUUAAAGACCAUCACUGAAAUAUUCGUGUCUCUGGGAUCCUUUCACCACUGAAAAACACAUUGUUCACUAAUCAUUCUGUAUUUUAGUAUUUACUGAUGAUGUCACGUCAAGAUAUUUAUAGCAAAGCAUUCAGAAUACUAAAUUUUCGUUAAUCUUUUUAAUAGUAAACUUAUUGUAACCUGGAUGCAAUCAAGGAUGACCUUUACUACCAGUCAAAUGAUCUCAAAACUUCCUUCGAUAAACGUU
This is a messenger RNA of Schistosoma bovis, 1171 nucleotides long. NCBI's taxonomy places the organism in Eukaryota, Metazoa, Platyhelminthes, Trematoda, Strigeidida, Schistosomatidae. The record is from the annotation of a GenBank genome assembly.